AUGGCUAACGGGUGGAGUCUUCUGGUCGGCCUCCUGUUCAUCUUGGCCUUCUGCGCCGUGUCCUGGUUCGCCAGUCCCAAGGGCGAGACACAAACUGUCUGGCGUUCAACCCUCAUUCUCUCGGCCUGGAGCUGUUACCUCAUGUGGGCUAUCACCUUCCUCGCCCAGUGGCACCCCCUCAUCCAACCCCAGCGAAGCGACCUGAGACCCGAAUACGUCCACAGAGAUUAG
Aureobasidium melanogenum CBS 110374 is the source of this 231-nucleotide messenger RNA. RefSeq lists its product as uncharacterized. The transcript has 4 exons. Bases 1 to 231 code for a protein of 76 amino acids. Gene Ontology annotation, cellular component: vacuolar proton-transporting V-type ATPase, V0 domain. Gene Ontology annotation, molecular function: proton-transporting ATPase activity, rotational mechanism. The record is from RefSeq and is a predicted model, not a curated record. Gene Ontology annotation, biological process: proton transmembrane transport; vacuolar acidification. Lineage: Eukaryota; Fungi; Ascomycota; Dothideomycetes; Dothideales; Saccotheciaceae.